CCCACCGACGGAUAACAACGUCCGCCCACCGAUUAUGCGCGAUCAAAGGCAUCUUUCGAUGCACGCGCGCUCGAACUCCAAGCACAGGAACGGCAUGUUCAUCUCUGCUCCUAACACGCCCCAUCUGGGAAGCGCAGCCGAAAGCGGGUUCCAAUUCGGUCAACACGCAAGUCCGGCCCUGACAGCCCAUUCUGCUGGCUCUGGACCAUCAUUUGGCCAAGGCAGUCCCAUGGAAAGCACCCCCGAUCUGGAGCAGACCGGACUUGCGCUCCUUGGUACGCAGUCUAGUCGCUCUAGCCUCUCCUCGGGCGACGUCGGUAGUAUGCCGUACUCCGCUCCCGUGGGAAGCAGUAGCAACGUCCUCCUCCCCGAAAGCAUGUAUUCUUCUGUCACGACGCUGAGCACGGAUAUCUCCGAGCCGCUGGAGUAUGACCGACUAGUGAGCACUCCCCUGCCUCAGCAUAGCGCGCGCAAUAGCGACUCUACCGGGGCGGGGGUGGACGACACCAUCGUCAAUCGUAUCAUGCUCCGCGCGCAGCAGAAUGGCAUCUCAUUGCGUCCUUCCUCGGGAGAUCAAGAACUUAUCGACGCCUAUUUGUACGAAUCGAUCGAGGCGUCCCUCACUAGUCCUACCCGGUCGCUCGCUUCCUCAGCCUCAGACAAUUAUGACGACAAGUACGGCGCGAGCUGGAUAUCGAUGGAUACCGACGCGGAAGAGGAUAUGCAUCCUAUCCUGUUGGACAAGUCUCUCCCGCCCUCACCGAUGACAGACACUAGGACUUCGUGGAGCUCUCGCUCGCCGAGAAAACAGAGCGUGACAGGGAGCAUUUCCUCCCCUGAGCAGUUCCCAAAGCCUUUCCAGCAUCGGCCGCCAGGGCAAUUCCAUCUCCCCUGGUCGACCCCAACCUCGCCUCCAAAAACACCACCUGGAGAUGACGCCGCCUCGGGCUUCCCCAUGUUCGUGGUCAAGGCAUGUCAUGUUGACACGGGCGCGAUCGUCUCCUUCAAAGCGGCGCGUUCUGUGAACCUUCCCGAGCUCCGUAUGCGUCUAGAACAAAAAUUCCUCGACACCGAAGGCCUACGCCUGCAAGAUCCUACAAUCAUCACUACAACUAACAACAACAACCAACAAAAAUGGCGUUUGGCCUACUCGAAGAAAGGCCUUACCCAGCAAGCAAGCCGCCGCAACCUCGCCGCUUUCGCAAUGUCUUCUCCGACCUCGCCCAUGUCCCCCACGUCCAUGACGUCUGUCUCGUCUCGUGCGCGGUCAGACUCGGGUACUUCCCUCGGCUCGGUGGAACUCGAUAGCCUUAUAUUCAUCCACUCGGACGAAGAUCUCAGCGCCGCGCUCGCAGUUGCGGGCAGCGGCAAACUCACGCUGCACAUCGUAGCGUGAACGUGUUCAUCUACUUCGACUUGUUGUCUGUCAUCUCAAAAAAAACCUGUGAAUCACCUGUUUGCUGGUCAUCUUACAUACUGUAUUUUUGGCUGUUUGCAUCUACUCUGACUGUGUCUCACUCUCAUUUCGUUUCCCUCUUGUCUCGUAUACUUGGAAACACGUGUAGCCCUGCACAUACACUCUUUCACCUUGGGAUCUGCCUGUCGGCUUGUCUGUCUUUUCGUGAUCUGCUCUGUUCUCUCUGUCACAUACCGUACAUAUCGUACCCCUCCAGUACCUACCUCUGUAUCUUAGAAGUUCCAAAACUCAAAUUGUCGACAUUCUUGUCUUACUUGCCGGAAUUGGAGAAUAAAUG
Dacryopinax primogenitus is the source of this 1754-nucleotide messenger RNA. RefSeq lists its product as uncharacterized. The transcript has a single exon. The record is from RefSeq and is a predicted model, not a curated record. The coding region runs from base 35 to 1396 and encodes 453 amino acids. Lineage: Eukaryota; Fungi; Basidiomycota; Dacrymycetes; Dacrymycetales; Dacrymycetaceae.